Messenger RNA from Drosophila subpulchrella, 649 nucleotides. Its product is annotated as MRN complex-interacting protein. The record is from RefSeq and is a predicted model, not a curated record. Bases 23 to 529 code for a protein of 168 amino acids. Gene Ontology annotation, molecular function: chromatin binding. The transcript is spliced from 3 exons. Gene Ontology annotation, cellular component: nucleus. NCBI's taxonomy places the organism in Eukaryota, Metazoa, Arthropoda, Insecta, Diptera, Drosophilidae. Gene Ontology annotation, biological process: mitotic G2 DNA damage checkpoint signaling.
UAUUUUAUUUCCUCCCGGUUUAAUGAUGUCUCAAGAAAUCCGUGUUUUACAAUGCAUUCAAUGCCAAAUGUACCAGGUGGACAUUGUGAAGAAAGCGAACAAAUGGCAGUGUAAAAUUUGCCGGCAAAAGCAGAAUUUGCUGAAGGAGUUCUUCAGGGGAUCAGGACCAGAAUGCCGUGCCAAGGUGCAGCAGCUAAACUUGGAGCGUGGAUUGCAGGAGGAAAAACUGGAGGAGGAUCUAUUCCUCACAGCCCAGGAGCAAGUGGAUCAGAUGGAAAACAGCCUUGAAAAACAGAAUAGUACUCCCCAAAAGAAAAUGAAUAAGUGGGCAGACUAUGUGGAUGGACCCAUUGAGAUCCCCCAGAAAACUGCAGCAGUACCUACGGAAAUCGAAGAUGAAAAGCAAGAGGAACUCCCCAUGAAUUUUAAUAAAUCCAGGAACAAGGUAUCAAGGUCCAAUAAACGUCCUGCUGCAAGUCUGCCAGCUAUCAAUAAGAAAAGUUGCUCAAAAUGGAACGAUUUCUUAUAACAGAAGUUAUAAAACAGUUCGUUUAUUACAUAUGAUAUUUUGUAAGCCAUUAUUGUUAUAACCAUGUUCCAAAAUACCUUCCCAACCUCCAAAAUCCUAAGAACUAUGAUUUCUAAACUA